CUUUCGCUCAACUAAGGUCAGUAGAUAGGGGUAGUAUAUGAUACUGAGUCCCCCGAUGGGCAUGGGAGAGACUCUAGCUCUAGUCUGACUUCUAAAAAUUCAGAUCUUGACGAAGAAGUCCUGCUGAAAUGGAGGUUUCCUACUGCUCUACUUCAUCUAGUCGUUGUGGGACAAAAGCGACUCACUCUCGACCACGUGAGGAGAAACGAGUGCGACGACGAGGAGGACGAGCGCUUGCGAGCCGAAGCCUGUGUUUGAGUCUUUUUCCGCUUUGUGCCGAUGCAGCUUACUUCUAUUAUGGAUGCGGCUAGAGCAAGGUUUCCUUAAUCGAUGUUCUUAGGGUAGUAGGGAUGAAGAGAAAGAAACGUAAGUAUAAUAGGGUAGUUUAUAGAACGGAUGUAGGAUGGACUUGGAUGGAUCGGAUGGACCCGCCUGAUUCUUCCGAUCCUACUUGAAAUGGUGGGAAGUCCAUCCGAUCCAUCCGAACCAUCCCAUCCCGGCGGAUCUGGCACCCCUAUAAGUUACUCUAGUAUAAAUAAAUGUGAAUAAUCCUCAUCUCCAUCUCGAUUCUCUAAUCGUUUCUUUCCGAAGGGCAGUCUCGAACCUUUGUCCGGAUGGUAGCGCAGCAUCAAGUGAUGUCCGUGUUUAUGAUCCCAUAUUUGGCAUAAAAAUAUAACAGGCGACGUGCUUAGAAGCGAAGAUGCUCGACAGCACCAUCUUCUUCUCAAGGAGAAGGAGUCAUGCCCUUCUCGUGAAAACAACUACUGAAGCAUAUUAUAUAUUCUCAAUAGAACAAUGCUUCUAGUUGUCAAGUAACUAGAUGUGCUUAGAUAGAUUUCAUUUUCAAGAUGUGCAUGUGCUGGCGCAAAGCAAGUAAUUCUAGUCACAACAAGCAAUAAUUAAGUUAAAAAAGCGCUUAACCUUAAGCGUCGAAAGAUACCUCCAGAACAGGUAAAUGAAUGAAAUGAAAAAUGAAAGUACACACUGAGCUGCUCCAACAUCUCCUACACCGUCUCCGAAGAAAGGACGACGAAUUGCCGACUGGAAUUCAGGGACCCCAAAGAGGUGGUGAAGAAGACCAAGAACGUAGCGCCGGGAGAUAAAAGUGAAUCGACGGGCAGAGUCACUUAUCUUACGCAGGAAGAAGGAGAGCAUACGUAUUUUCCUUUCCGAUUCGUCCAGGUUGUAGGUUGUUGUAGGUUGACAAUUUAACUAAGUUAGUUGUAUCUAAUGGGAUACUAUUAGAACUUCUACUCUGCAUUAUGAUUCGUUUUGUUCGAUUUCACAAAAAAGACGAAAAAAAGCAGUUGUCGUAUUAAGUAGUACUUCUAGUUCUGGCUCCUGUUAGUUGUACUUCUCAUUGUAAAUCUAAAUACUUUGAAUUUGAACUUCCCUCAUCAUCUUCUUCACAUACCUCGUACAACCAUGUCUCAGGUUUUCCAUCACUUGUGGUGAAAGCAGUUGGUGGGCACCUGCGCCAAAGCUGAAGUGGUCUCUCGCAAUCGAAGUCGACGAACGCCAGGAUGCGCUCGAACUACCUGCAACACUGGUAAAUCUUAAGGCUUAUUACCCUGCAACUGCAAAUGCAACCUCAAUCAGAUCUUCGACCUCAUGCCAGGCACAUCAAUCAAUCAAUCAAUCAAUCAAUGAAUCAGUAUAGUUGGAAUAGUAGGACCGCGGAGCUCUCAACAAGCGUAUAUACAGGCUUCCCUUGUAAUUAUGAUCCAUGAAGAUGAUCUCUAUAGUAAAAAAGUAAUACUAGGCCGAGAGCAGCCCUCGUCAAGCGCAUACGCAUUCUAUAAAAGGGAAGAUAUAUUAGCUCUAAAAAUCAAGAGCAAUUUAGCAGUCUCGACAAGCUGAUGCUAGAGACGUUGACGGCCAUGGACUCUCUAGCUGCAGAAAACGACUACGAAACUUAUGGCAGCUUCAAGUUACACAGCAGGUCUCCUUCACAUCUUCCCAUUAGACUUAUAAACAGCAGCACCUGAAUUUUGAUUUUCUCAUUAUCAUCAAGCCGUAGAAGUUCUAGUACUAUACAAGAACGACAUUCUCUUCCAAGCAUAGCUACUAGUAUUAAUUUGUUUGCUUCUAACUCUCCUCUCUUCACACACCAAAUCAAUGAUCCUCAUCAUGGACUCUUGUACUUCCAUUAUAUUCAAAAUACCAUACUCUUGUACUUUUUGCAAAAGUACCAUCAUAUUCAAAAUACCAUCAUCCAGCAUACAGUAGUGCUGCGGCUAUACUCCACGAUUGGGUACACAACUACUACUACAACAUCUGCACCAUCUCUAACCCCGUCACCAGAUGGAUUCCUUUCAGAAUAUGGUUGAGUCAGCACAGAGAACCUUGAUCUCCUUGAACAUUUUCAUGAUGCUAGUGAUGGGUCUGGCAAACUUGUACAUGGUAAAAGAUUUAAAGUCUUUCUUUAGAAGUCAGAAAGUAUUGUAGAAGAUGGGUGAUGCUUCAAAUUUUCGUCAUACUGUAUUGUAGAAGAGGACCAGGACGGGACACGUUGAGGGUGAACUACGAGAAAACUGCCAGGGGUCCUCGUCGAGGGACGCGCUCGUUGUCUCAUCUAGUACUUCCGUUCCGACAUGAAGCUGACAGAAUGAAGUGUAUGUGUACUUCUACUUCUACAACAUAUUUAUAGACGAAGCGACCCACCACAUGGCACAUGCAACAAUUAGUGUAAAAUCGUUAAAAAAGCAUGUUGGGAGAGUGACUAUGACAGUCGUGUCCUCUCGCAUUUUCUGCUGCGCCACGACGAAGGGCGGAUCACGUCGCUUCUAGCAAAAGG
Molecule: messenger RNA, 2797 nt
Organism: Amoebophrya sp. A25
Lineage: Eukaryota; Dinophyceae; Syndiniales; Amoebophryaceae
Source: the annotation of a GenBank genome assembly